AGCUUCUACCUCUUUUCUGUUCUCGGGGGUCGUCUGGGAAGGCGUCUGCACAUUUCUGAUUUGCUGAAAAUUGCAGAGGGCUCGUCCUGGGCAGAGCCUGGCUGUGCUGCUGCUGACGCGUGGCUCUUGCUGCUGCAGCUGCUGCACGUCCCUGUGACGUGCUGGAAGCAGACUUCGAUCCCCAGUCCCGACUCUUGCUUUCGCUGCUGCGCCGUUUUUGACAAGAAUAAUCAACCAUGACUACAGAAUCUGGGUCAGACUCUGAAUCGAAGGAUCAGGACCAAGAUCAGAAAGAAACUUCUGGAAAGCAAGGAACAAGUGGAACAGGGCCCCAAGAACAGCAGCAGCAACAACAACAGCAGCAGCAGCAGCUAAGUGAAGAACACCAGAAUGCAUUAGAACAAUUUUCUGCUGUUGCAGCUCACAGCACUCCUGUGAAAAAGGAACAGGCCACUGACAAAGAACGCGAAUUUGCUGCUGCAGCAGCAAGACAACUGGAAUAUCAGCAGUUUGAAGACGACAAGCUCUCUCAGAAAUCAAAUUCAAGCAAACUCUCCAGAUCUCCUCUGAAGAUUGUCAAAAAACCGAAAAGUAUGCAGUGCAAAGUAAUUCUUCUGGAUGGCUCAGAAUAUGGCUGUGAAGUGGAGAAACGCUCAAGGGGCCAGGUACUGUUUGACAAAGUAUGUGAACACCUGAACCUCUUGGAGAAGGACUACUUUGGACUAACAUACAGAGACUUGGAAAACCAGAAGAAUUGGUUGGAUCCAGCCAAGGAAAUUAAAAAGCAGAUCCGAAGUGGUGCUUGGCAUUUCUCAUUUAAUGUGAAAUUCUACCCUCCUGAUCCUGCCCAACUUUCUGAAGAUAUUACCAGGUACUACCUCUGUUUACAGCUGAGAGAUGACAUUGUUUCUGGACGAUUGCCAUGUUCCUUCGUUACCCUUGCUCUAUUGGGCUCCUACACAGUUCAGUCAGAGCUUGGAGAUUAUGAUCCUGAUGAAUAUGGAAGUGAUUAUGUUAGUGAAUUUCGCUUUGCACCAAACCAUACUAAAGAACUAGAAGAUAAAGUAAUAGAGCUUCAUAAAAGUCACAGGGGAAUGACACCUGCUGAGGCGGAGAUGCAUUUUUUGGAGAAUGCCAAAAAAUUGUCUAUGUACGGAGUAGAUCUUCACCAUGCCAAGGAUUCUGAAGGAGUUGAAAUCAUGUUAGGUGUUUGUGCAAGUGGUCUUUUGAUAUACCGAGACAGACUCAGAAUAAACAGGUUUGCUUGGCCUAAGGUUCUCAAAAUUUCAUACAAAAGGAAUAACUUCUACAUCAAAAUCCGACCAGGGGAAUUUGAGCAGUUUGAAAGCACAAUUGGGUUUAAAUUACCAAAUCAUCGGGCUGCAAAGCGUCUAUGGAAAGUAUGUGUCGAACAUCAUACAUUUUUCAGGCUCUUGUUACCAGAGGCUCCUCCCAAAAAAUUCCUUACAUUGGGGUCCAAGUUUCGCUACAGCGGAAGAACGCAAGCCCAAACAAGGAGAGCUAGUGCACUGAUCGACCGCCCUGCACCUUACUUUGAGCGUUCAUCAAGCAAACGUUACACUAUGUCUCGCAGCCUAGAUGGGGCAUCAGUGAAUGAAAACCAUGAAAUGUACAUGAAGGAUUCUAUGUCUGCUGCAGAGGUUGGUACUGGCCAGUAUGCCACGACCAAGGGCAUCUCUCAAACCAACUUGAUAACCACUGUGACUCCGGAGAAAAAGGCAGAAGAAGAGAAGGACGAAGAACAGAUUAAAAAAAAGAAAGCAGAGGAAGUCACCCCAGUCUCAGCAAUACGGCAUGAUACAAAGCCACCUUUGCUUGGCACUGAUUCAUUACAUUCCUCACCAUCAUCACAAUCUGGUCCCUUUGCAUCUUCAACAAAGCUCCGUAGGAGAUGUAAGGAGGUUGCUAAAAAAUCGUUAGAUUCUGAGUCAUCCCAAAAUGCUAUUCAAAAGCACAGUGAGGCUAACUUGGAUUCUGAUAGACAAGGAAGAGUUUGCUCAGUUGAACAAGAUAUGUCAUAUAGCUAUACACAAAAAGCUGGUAAAGGUGGAACAUUGUUUUCCUUCUCCUUACAACUUCCGGAAUCGUUCCCCACUCUCCUGGAUGAUGAUGGCUACUUAUCCUUUCCUAACCUCUCUGAAACCAACUUCCUGCCAGAAAGUGUGCAGCAUUUCCUUCCCAUUCGCUCACCAUCCCUUGUGCCUUGUUUCCUUUUUAUCUUUUUCUUUUUGCUUUCUGCCUCUUUCUCAGUGCCCUAUGCUCUCACUCUUUCCUUUCCUCUGGCUAUGUGCCUCUGCUACCUGGAGCCCAAGGCGGCCUCCUUGAGUGCUUCACUUGACAAUGACCUGAGUGACAGUUCAGAGGAAGAGACUGACAGUGAAAGAACAGAUACUGCAGCUGAUGGUGAAACCACUGCCACAGAGUCAGAUCAGGAAGAAGAUGGUGAUCUCAAGUCACAGGAACUAGAUAAAAACCAAGAAGAUCUGAUGAAACACCAGACCAAUAUAAGUGAGCUGAAACGGACAUUCUUGGAAACCUCCACAGAUACCUCAGGGACCAAUGAAUGGGAGAAGAGACUUUCAACAUCACCAGUCCGGCUUUCUGCAAGGCAGGAAGAAGCUCCUAUGAUUGAACCACUUGUGCCUGAAGAGACCAAAGAAGAAAGAGAAAUAUCUGAAAAACGUAUAUUUUUGCAGAAGGAAAGCACUACAUACCUUGAUUCUCAGGGCACUGAGGAUUGGGUUAUUGUAGACAAAGUACCCAUUGAGGUAGUUGAUGGUGAAUCGAAAACCAUUGUGACAUACAAAGUAAUGACUGUGAGCAGUAAAACUGGUGACAUCCCAGCUGAGCUUUUAAAAUCCAGUACCAGUGACAUACAGACCUUUGAGGACUUGGAAGGUGAAUUGCAGUUGAAAGACGACAAUAAGCAGAAAAUGUACACCUUAGGAAAAUCGUAUGAUACUGUUUCUGGGAAAAUUGUAACCAUGACCACUAAAGUAAAAGAGGGAGAAAAAAGUACUCCAUCAUCACUUGAAGCAUUUCAAAAAAUGGAAAGGGCAGUACCAGAAUCUGUGAAAAUCAUUCCAGUAGCAGCCGAAUAUGAAAUUCUAGAACCAAUUACUGAUGAAAAAUCCAGAAGGUUAUCUGAUGCAAAAAGAAGGGUAUCUGAAUCAUUGACGCCCAUAAAAGAGGCAGACUCCCGCCUGCAGAGUCCUGAAGAGGAAAGUGUGAAGAAGACACUAAAGAUGGAUCAGGAUUUGCAGUUGCGUGAUACUCCUGGGAGCAUGCAGAUUGCCAGAGCUGAGAAACCUCUUGACGGUGAAGGACUAAAAGGAGAGGCAUUUGGUCGGAAAGAUAAGAGUAUAUCUGAGUGGAAAUAUUCCAGAGAACCACCCUUUACCAUUGCUACUGCUCACUAUGUUACUGAAUCAUCAGCAUCAAGAGUAGUGAAAAAACAACUCUCCGGUGAAAAAACUUUGGAUGGUUCUGAUAUCUUCACUUUAAUAGACUCUGCAAGGAAACCAACUGAGUUCAUAGGAGGGGUUACAUCUACUUCACAUAGCUGGGCGCAGAGAACAGAAGCAAAGACUGAUCAGGAGAUACGUUCUAGUGAAAAGAAGGAGGAGGAGAAGGAGGAGCCGCCACACGAAGCCAUAAAGAAGGUUGUGCAAGAAACUGUCAUGGUCGAGGAGAGACAUGUGAUGAGUGUGCAUGCAAGUGGGGAUGCUGCUAAAUUGGCUGGUGUUCAGCUGGAUGCUACAGCACAGGCAAUGUCUCAUGUCGCUUCUAGCAUCAAAGGGAAGGAGGGCUCUGCUGUGACUGAGGGGGCUAAAGAGAAAAAAAGGCAGGACGCUGAAAAAACUGUAAGCAAACAGGAAGAAACUGCUACUGGUUUUCAUGAUCAGGAGGAGGAGCAGAAUGCAACAGCCCAUGUUUUGGAUAUACAGGAAAGAAAGCCUCUUUUUGAGUCCCCAAUUGUGAAGACCGAAACAAUCAGUUUUGGCAGUGUUUCUUCAGGUGGGGAGAAGCUGGAAAUUUCUAUGAAGGAAGUGCCCGUUGUUCAUACUGAGACAAAAACCAUUACAUAUGAAUCAUCCGAGGCGGAUCCUGGUGCUGACUCAGAACCAGGAGUUCUGAUGAGUGCACAGACCAUUACAUCUGAAACGACCAGUACUACAACUACUACACAUAUCACUAAGACAGUAAAAGGAGGCAUAUCAGAAACAAGAAUUGAAAAGCGAAUAGUCAUCACAGGGGAUGCAGACAUUGACCAUGAUCAGGCGCUGGCUCAGGCAAUUAAAGAGGCCAAAGAGCAGCACCCUGACAUGUCAGUGACCAAAGUAGUGGUACAUAAAGAGACAGAAAUCACACCAGAAGAUGGGGAGGAUUGACCACAGGAAUAAUGUAGCUUUCUUACGAAUUCAGUCAUGUACACCAUUGGGAAUACCAGAGCCUACAUGGAGUCUUGGUUCUAACCCAGCAGGCUUGCAUCUCUCCAGAGAAAUUUUCAAUGUGGAAGAAUCUAUCUUGAUUGCUCCUAAGGACACUGGCAGAAAUAUCGUCCCAUUUACAGCAAUCUGAAUCAACAUUAGUAACCCAAUACUUGCAUGAAGCAAAGAACAAAUUACGAAGAAGCAGCAUUUUAAUUUUCCUAAACUGAGUUUCCAUCUAUACCUGCACGUUCAUCAAUAAUAUAAAACAGUGAUCUCAUGCUACACAUAAAAUAGUUCAUGCCUUCACAGUUAUUGAAAGUCUCAACUACAGUUUCUUAGGUGGCAAAACUUUUGUUUAGGGUAAAUGAAGAUUACCCUAAAAUGCUAUAAGCUGUAUAGGUACUGUGUAUAAUGUUUUAUCACAUUAGAUGUGCCAAUAACACACUUUACUCAGUAAACAACUUGAAUCAUAUUUGUUUUCAUCUGGUUUUAUUACUCUUGUCCAAUAAACAAUGGUGAUUCUCUAAUCUUAUCUAAAUGCUUACAAAAUGUGCUUUGUUUACCUGAUUUGAGACCUUUAAUAGAAAAUAAUGAUUUUAGCAUUGUUCAAAGUUGAAAGUUAGAAAUCCUGCAGUCGCCCUUCAUGAGUCCACAUCCUAUAAAUUACGUUGUGAUUAUUUUAAAUAAAAUGUGUGUUUUCCUUAGCAUUUCAGAAAUAGUCUGAAAUAGUGGUAUUUUUAAAUUGAUUUCCCUUUUGUUCUUUUUCCCCCACAAGUCUGGUCAGAAUUUCCUAUCUAGGUCAGAGUUAAGCCUUAAACUGUACAAAACACCUACUAAACAUUCUUUGGCAUUGGUUAUCACAUCCAUUUUAAGAGGUACUGUCUUCAUUACACCGUCAGUCACAUCACAACACAUGGUGAAUGUAUGUUUCUGCAUAGUGAAAUAAAAGUGGUAAAUGCACCAAAAUUUGUAUUGGUCUAUGUCUAAGAAAAAUGUUUUCUGUAUUCAAACAUCAGUAUCAUUUGUAUAAUAUCAAAGUCACUUUAAUGUUCAUAAGAAAGAUGUUCUUCCAAUUAGACAUAAUAUGGUGUUUAGGCAGGUACAAGUAGAAGAGCAGGGGGACUGAAGAAAUAUUGUAUAAACAGUUGCUCCUCCUAUACAAUUGUGUACAUACAACAGGUACCCUCUAAUUUCUUCUGCAUUAUAUAGCUGUUUAAUGUGUUUCACAUAAGCUAAAUAAAGAAUAUGAUCAACUGACUAUUUUUAGUAUUAGCCUGAAGAAAAAUUACUUUUGUAUUUUGCAUUCUAAAUCAUGAGAGAACUGUUUCAACAAAUAAUCUGGGCACAAUCCAACCAAAGUUAGGCACUUCUAAAUUCUAUUCCAGUGGAGGAAUUAAAGCAUGUGUUUUGUUCUCUCCCCUUGAAAUUAGUGAGAUUUAAAAGUACUUAAUUUAGGCUGGGUCAUGCCCUUUGCUAUUUUGAUUUAAUUGCUCAUUCCAUUCACUCAUAAUAUUUUGUAGAAGAAAAAAAUGUAAUAAAGUGCAUUUUAUAGGCUUUUGAAAUAAAAGACCAUCUAUAAAGCUGUUUUUGCUAGUAAAGCCCAAGUAUAUACACAAUUUCCAAUUGAACUGAGUGGCAGGAGCUUCCGUGAAGCAAGAGUGACUGUUUAGAGUAGAUUGAAAGGAAUAUUUUUAAAGAGUAUAUAUCAGGAUAAAUGAUCUAUAGAGAAUCUAUAUAAAAGUAAGUCCCCUGAUGUAGCAGUUCUCUGCAAGUGUGAAACUGCAGGCCCAGUUCAGAUGCUCACUGUCCCUGCAAGUGAUUACCUGGAAUGCAUGAAGGCUGCUAGUAUGAAUAAGCAUCUCUAUCUAGAAACUAAAUGUGUAGCAGUCACAAUUUGUAUGAUCACAGUGACUUGUGAAAGGGCCAGAGAUUAUCAGAAUCAUGGAUGCUGCAUGUCUGACCCCAGGUAGAGCUGUUGGUUUAUAAAACUAGCAUGCCCACGUAAUCCAAACAAGAUUGGAAACCUGCCACUGGUCCCUAUUCACUUUCACAGGUCAAGCUGGGGUUGUUGACCAUCUCAGGCUAUAUAUGCUGGAGAAAGCUCCACACAUGCAUCUCCCAUAUUCAUUGGAGCUCCUGAAAAGCUUUGGAUUGGGCUGAAGAUGGUGUUUUGUCUUUUCGACUCUCUUCUUGGGACCAUUUCUCAUACUAACAAUACAUGUUUUGAUAAGUGACUCCCAUGGACAGUGUCCAAUAGUGCCCCCACACUUGCGAGACCUACCACUAGCACAGUGAGAACUUAGCAAUUACCAAACCAAAAUGCUCUUUUCCAGAAGGGUGUGAAUGAGUAGAGCUCAUAGAAGGGAGCCUCACUGAGCAGUCCUGUUCUGGAAACUUGUUUUCCAGAGGGUUUU
This is a messenger RNA of Elgaria multicarinata webbii, 6868 nucleotides long. RefSeq names its product erythrocyte membrane protein band 4.1 like 3 (gene EPB41L3). The record is from RefSeq and is a predicted model, not a curated record. Gene Ontology annotation, biological process: cortical actin cytoskeleton organization. NCBI's taxonomy places the organism in Eukaryota, Metazoa, Chordata, Lepidosauria, Squamata, Anguidae. Gene Ontology annotation, molecular function: actin binding; structural molecule activity. The transcript is spliced from 25 exons. The coding region runs from base 237 to 4412 and encodes 1391 amino acids. Gene Ontology annotation, cellular component: plasma membrane; cytoskeleton.